AUGUCGAAACUACAGUUGUUGAAUGUAUUCGUCACCGAGCGUUUAUCCGCGGCUGCUGUGGAGAUAUUCGGGGUCGUGGAGAAGACCAUAGCGGAGUAUCAAGAAGAAGUCUUCCGUUCAGCAGAGGAGAACGAGCGUCUACGGAUGCUGUUGGACAUGGCUACCAAACCAGAGAGAACGUCACACAUAGCAGACUUCCAGCUACUCACUCCCUCUGUUCCCCCUGAGCAGCAGAACUGUGAGCAGGAGUGGAGCCCCAGUCUGGGGCAGGAGGACCCAGAACCCACACAGAUUAAAGAGGAACAACAGGAGCUCAGACUCAGUCAGGAGGAUCUACCUCAGCCCUCACAUCUGUACCAAAACCAAACUGUGGAUGACGGAGAGAGGAGCUCUCUACCUAUCAUCAUAACUGAGGAGAUCAAAACAGAAGCGGAUGGAGAGGGCUACAGAGUACCAGAACCAACCAGUGAUCAGCCCCUCUCAGUUCAUCCAGACUGCUCUGCUGCAGGGGAGAAACCAUAUCGGUGUCAACAAUGUGGCAACAGCUUCACACGUAAGGGACACUUGACCAUCCAUUCAAGGACACACACAGGAGAGAACCCCUAUCAGUGCAAACAAUGUGGCAAAAGGUUUAACCAGAAGAGCAACUUGACCAUCCAUACAAGGGUACACACAGGAGAGAAUCCCUAUCAAUGCAAACAAUGUGGCAAAAGGUUUAACCAGAAGGGACACUUGACCAUCCAUACAAGGGUACACACAGGAGAGAAUCCCUAUCAAUGCAAACAAUGUGGCAAAAGGUUUAACCAGAAGAGCAACUUGACCAUCCAUACAAGGGUACACACAGGAGAGAAUCCCUAUCAAUGCAAACAAUGUGGCAAAAUGUUUAACCAGAAGGGACACUUGACCGUCCAUUCAAGGAUACAUACGGGGGAGAGACCUUAUCAGUGCAAAGACUGUGACAAAGCCUUCAACCAGAAGAUAGAACUGACAUUACAUAUGAGAGCUCAUACAGGAGAGAGACCAUAUAUCUGUCCUGUAUGCAAGAAAGGUUACAUCGCAUUAAGCUAUUUAAGACUUCAUCAGCGUGUUCACACAGGGGAGAAAUCUUACCAGUGCAAAUAAUGUGACAAAUGCUUUGGUUAUAAAUGACGCUUGAAGUCUCAUAUGAGCACUCACACAAAAGCUUCAGCCUGAAGUGAGAACAACAAAAUAUUACUCACGUGUGAAUUUCUUGUUACAUACAACUUGUAAAUAAUUAUUAUAUUUUCUGCCACUUGACAACAAAACAAAUGUAGUUGUGUGUUAAAGGUUUUGUUUUUUCAAUUUAUGUUUUUAGGUUGGACUUUAGGAUGUAUAGCGCUUUAGCACAUUGGACGCACUGAUUUGUGUCACCUCGUUAGUCAGUAUGUGUUACAUCUGUGCUGGCCCUUAUGCUAUUUAAGAGUGGCUGGCCCAGUGCUUCAGUUGUCUUGAAUGUGGAUGUCCGGUCAACACCUUUUUAGUUGGCUCUCCCCAUUUCAUUUAUAGAAAAAUUUUCAUUUGUCUGAUCUUCCCUGUAUUUGUUUUGCUCAACCUUUUGGUUUGCUUCCUGUCUUUUAAGUUUGGUGUGGGUUUUUCUUGUGUUGGCCUCUUCUUGGGCAAAGUUAGUGGGUGCUCGUGGUGGUUGUCAUUUACGUUCCAGUUGUUGUGACUAGUCAACUUUCAGUGGAUACCCCAACGAGUGUCUUUCAGAACCCCUCCUAAAACCCUGCCUGUUUCGUUUUGGUUGUGUCAGUGACUUUGUUACUUCCCCUUCUGUUUGAGCAACGUUAUUUGGUUUUGUAGCUGAGGAAAGUAACAAUGUGUGUGUGGAGUGUAAAGCAUCAUUCACUAUCUGAUUUGUAAGCUCAUUUUGGUGCUCACUUUUUUUGGAUGCCUAUUCGCCUUUACAAUGAGGGAAUUUUAAUUAUGCUGGCCCGGGUGGGUGGAGUUUGCACCAGGUGAAAAGUGAUUGCGUCAGUUUGAGACAAUGCUGACUCACGGGUGUGAGCCAAUCACAUGACAGGCCAUAGCCCGGUGCACCGCGGUUCAGCCUAAUCAAACUCCCUCGACUGCUGUAUUUAGCACAGAGCACACAUUUGGAUUUCUGAACAAUGAGUUCUUAUUCAAUUGUUUAACAAUGACAUACAGGAUAUUUGGGCCACUAUCUUCUAUCUGUACUGAUGUUAGAAUAUUGAAGUAACCUAUUACGUCUUUGACUAUCUAUAUAAUGCAGCAAAUAAUUUGUUGUAAUAAAGUACUUUUUAAAAAAUGGAUGUCAUUCAUAUUAGAGGAUGUAUUAAACCUGCCGAUCAGCUCUAUUUCCUGCCUCCUACAACAACCCUAUCCUGACCCAUUAGGCAGAUGGGAAUGUAUCUGGGCCCGUUUUCAUAAAGCAUCUUGGAUGAGUGCUAAUCUAGGAUCAGAUCACUCCUGUCCAUUCAUUAUAAUUGAAAAAGCUAAACUUAUCCUAGAUCAGCACUCCUACUUUGAAACGCUUUGAGAAUAAAACCCCUGACCCUGUGUUGCUGGUUUGGGUCAACAUUUACCUCCUCCCAGUUGGUGUCUCCUGAGACAUGAUGAUUUUAAAGGUGCACCAAAGACAUUACAGUAUGAAGAUGGGUAGAAACUGCUUCUCCAAUAGAAAUCCCGAUCACACUUGUAGGCGAUGCAAUGGCGACAUUGGCUAGCUAAGUGAAUGCGCAGAAACGUCAUUGGGUCUUACGGUCGCCCCGCCCCGAACUGCGCAUGUGCAGGCCGUCAAAUCAAAGGCACUCUUGAAAUAAAGUUGUUUUUGACAAAUGAAAA
Molecule: messenger RNA, 2826 nt
Organism: Salvelinus fontinalis (brook trout)
Lineage: Eukaryota; Metazoa; Chordata; Actinopteri; Salmoniformes; Salmonidae
Product: zinc finger protein 239-like
Exons: 2
Coding region: 1-1122 (373 amino acids)
Biological process (GO): regulation of DNA-templated transcription
Molecular function (GO): RNA polymerase II cis-regulatory region sequence-specific DNA binding; DNA-binding transcription factor activity, RNA polymerase II-specific
Source: RefSeq, a predicted model, not a curated record